Messenger RNA from Condylura cristata (star-nosed mole), 3345 nucleotides. RefSeq names its product zinc finger, CCHC domain containing 16 (gene RTL4). The transcript is spliced from 2 exons. NCBI's taxonomy places the organism in Eukaryota, Metazoa, Chordata, Mammalia, Eulipotyphla, Talpidae. The record is from RefSeq and is a predicted model, not a curated record. The coding region runs from base 293 to 1222 and encodes 309 amino acids. Gene Ontology annotation, molecular function: zinc ion binding; nucleic acid binding.
CCGCAACCCCGAGUCAGCCCCCGCUGCCCCGUCCCACCGUCUCAUCUCUCCCCCCUCGGUAAUUUAUUUCUUCUGAAUAUGCAGAACACUGGCAUUCUCCAUGAAGAAGAGACAACAGUGAAUAGUGUACAUCGAUUUUUGGCAUCUCUUGAACUCAGCUCCUCUUUGUGAGUUGUUCAUAGCUACCAGUUCAUAACACUGUCUCUCUAGUCACAAAGAACACCCACCAUCUGCCUGUUGGGCUCCAGCACUGGUACUCUACUCUUAGUUCCACUUGAUUCCAGAGGAUAUAAUGGAGAAACACCCGGAAUCACCACCUGCCUUGCAGGUAGAGCAGCCCUCCCUUCAGGAGGAGAAUCGAACUCUGCCAUGGCAAGUGCAGCAUCUGCCCGAGGAGAACCAUGUUCUAAAGGGUCAAGUCAAGCCUGGUAUGGCCACUUCAGUAAUGCCUGUACCCUUCUCAUCAGAGCAUCCCUCCAAGUUUCAUGGUGUCCCUGCCAAUCUCUCAGGAUUUCUUGCUGAGGUGACUACCUAUUUGACAACUCCCAUGGUCUCCAAUACUGCAGAUGACACCCAAGUUAAGUUGUUUUUUGACUGCCUUUCUCAGCAGAUGGAAAAGUGUGGUGUCAUGUCCGGAAUUGACCAGAAUACUUUGAUGAGGCAAUAUGAAGACAUUGUUCUUGAAUUCCAACCAUCAGUUAGCAAGCCCGUGAAACAGGAAAUACACCCUUUGGUCAAUGCUAAGACUGACAAAGGAGACAACUCCCAGCAGGAUGUGAUCAGUUUCCAACUCCCUGCUCGAAAUCUGAGUUGCAAUGAAACCAAUCAGUGUGACUACUUCCAAGAGGGAUUAGUUGCCCCUGUUGAGGAUGAGGUGAGUGAAAAGAACAUGAUGGACAACCUCCCUGAUCUGAUCACUCAGUGUAUUCAGUUGGACAAAAAACAUAGUGGCAGGCCAGAGCUCCUUCGAGCAGAGGAGCAGCUCACAGUCUUGGCUUCCCAUAGCCACCAUCAAGCCCUCUCCAGCCCCACAGAUCCACUACCCAAAGAUGAGAUGAUACAGUUGAGGGGAAGCCAAUCCCCUCUCACUCCAGCCAAACGAGCCCGUCAGCAAGAAGCUCACUUGUGCCUCUACUGCAGCCAGGCUGGUCACAUUACAAGUGAUUGUCUUGCCAAACGUUCUCGAGCCCCAGCAAGGAUCAGUAACCCAACUCACCAGUAAGAGGCCCAGGCAAAUCAUCUUGUAAACAUGUAUCCCUCUCACCUUCAGCCUUACUGAUUUAUAACCCACAUGGGUUAUUAAAGUACAGGUAGGGAACUGUGAUACCACUUCACUCUCAGAACACAUGUGUUUUGGGGAAUUUAAACAGAUCUUGCUCAUUUGGUAACUAAUCACCAAAGAUGAUAAACAGUGAUGAAACAAAACCCAGGUACUUUCUGCAGUUGAGACCAAUUCUUCAAGAGCACUGAAAGCCUACAGCAAAAUGCUGCCUAGUUUGAACCAAUGAAAACAACCCUGGAAGUAUAUAGAUAACCCCAUUCUCACCAAUGGGUGGAAUAUGGGUUGAAUUUGUUAGCUCAAGUCUUUCAUCUCUCCACCCCCACCCAAGAUCUGUAUCCUGGUUCCUUGUUGGCUUAGGUCCCUUAUGUUUUCCUAGUAGAGGCUUGAGUCCAGUUCCACCUCAUUGACCAGAGUCAUUCAUGGAAACACAGGUGUGCACCCUUCCAUGCAACUAUGCAUUGUGUUGCCAUUUAAACAUUCCUGCACAGUUCUACAAUAUUAUGGAUAUCAGUUGAUGAUCAGCACUUGCUGGUAAUUACUGGUGCCCUUUUGCCUGCUCCUUGGUGCUGAUAUGUCUCCAUAAUGGGUCUCUUGAAGAAAGAUCACUAAUCUCAUACUCCCCACCAGCCAUCAAGGCCUAUGAGGAUAUUUAAGUGCAAUUAUACAUUGACCUUGUUUCUGGAGAAUGCCAAUUUUGACAAUAGUUAAAUCCAACUAGCACCUUACUACUCUCAUCCUGAAGCACUAACAGAUAUAUUCACCCAUUAAUGCCCCACCAACCACUGUGCAAAUUUUUAUUUGCAUUCACAAAGGCCCUUUAUUAAUAGUUUGUUGUACAGUAUGUUCUUUAUUCCAUAUGCUCAUGACAGACACCUUGCAUAUAUUCCAGUUCUGCAAAGAAACUUUCAAUAGGAUAUUGGGAUUGUGUGAGAUCCUCUAGCAGGUAGAUCUUUUGGAAAUUCAAGUGACUCUGGGACUACCUGGAGAUAGUCUAGAGAUAGUCUGAUCAAGCACUACUAGUGUCAUGAGGGACUAAACCAAUGGACUCCAAUCAGUCUCCUUAGCAAUCCCAGUGUGGUCCUAGAAUUCUGAUAGGAAUAUCCUGUUGGCUUCAUCACGAUCUUUUUUUAUCUGUGGUCUUGCACAAAGAUGCACGAUUUUACUUCCUCUUUGGACCUUCCUUCUCCAGCAACAUUGCCACCUUCCCUGAGAAAUCAUAUUUCAUAGCCUCUGCAAACAGGUAAUUAUUUUGGACAUUUAUGUUCAAUUCACCUCCUACUUUUCAAAAUCCCUUGUUCUCUAUGUGCUAAAUCCAAUACACACCUUGGAGGUAUGAAUAUAUAUGGAAUAAUGCUUUACUGACUACUCUCUAGCACCCAUUUUGUUUACCACUUCAAAAUUUUAUUAUGAUACUAUCCACUUCAAAUAGUGUGAACUCAUUAACAUAGACUUCUAUGAAGGUGUCAGAACUAAUACCUACAGAAAUUUCUGAGAAUGAAAGCAAUUUAAAUCUACCAAGAACAUACAUUUGACGAGAUGUGAAACUAUAUUGCCAAAACAUAUACAGUAAUGUAAACCAAUGUCAUAAUUAGAAUAAUUUAACAAUUAAAUUGUAGAGAUGCAACUACUCCAAGAUGUCGUUCACAAUGGCUUGGGGUAUAUCACCCCCCUCAACAAACACCCGGACCCACUCAAGGUUUAGGGAGGCAGAUUUAUUACAUGAUUGAUGCCACCAAGCAGAUAAAAUCUAAAAUCUAAUCAUUUUAUACUAAGUCUGGAGAAGAAAUUGUUAACAAGAGAACUUUGUGCAUGGAUUAUAGAAAAGGGGGCAAAAAGUGUCAUGGAACACUGCUAAUCUCUAGAUUUAGAGAUAUGGUGACCGGCAGAGGAUUGGCAAGUCCACAUAUGGGAGGAUAGACAUAUGAGUCCCCCAUUUUGUGUCAUGAGCCGUAAAGAUCAUUGCCUAACUCCUUUUGCUCUGUAGUAACUUUCCCACGUAAACUUAGUUACAGGGAGAAAAUUUGCUAACCAGUUGGCCUAAAUGUUCUAGCCUGCUUGACAGU